UACGGGUUGCGAGUAAGCCAGUAAGGUUCGUGUAUCAAAGGGCUGCUUUUUGUUCACUUUGUUUCCUCUAUCCCUCUCUCUUCCUCUUUUUUUUUCCCUUGGCUCAUAGUAAAUUCAGAAGGAGAAAAAGAAAAUUUUAAAAAAGGGGAAAAUCUAAAGCCUUUUGCUUUCUUGUGUUCAACUUCUGUUUCAAGUUAUCACCUUUCUAUCCUGUAAUCAUUUGACCCAACUGACUUUGGCUGCUGAUUUGGGGAAGAAGAGGUUAUGCUGUGAAGGAAAUUUGGUUCUUUUGGUUCAUUGUGGAUUUGGUUCUUUCUUUUGUUUUAAGAUAUGAUCAAGCAGAUACUAGGCAGGCUUCCUCGAAAGCCAUCUAAGUCGUCCGAGAAUCGUGAAUUUGGGGGUUCAUCUGCUCCUCCUUUGAGUAAUCCCUCCCACUCAAGAAGCAGUGAUAUUGUGGGUAAUCAUAGGCUGCUAAUCGACAGUGCUCCUCUUUCUGGCCCUAAUUCUACUUCUACUUUCAGAUAUAACCAUGGGUGUCGAAUCGCCCAAGUUGUCGAUCAAAAACUUAAUGGGAACUUGGGGACUGCUCCAUAUGAAGCUCUGCCAGGAUUUAAGGAUGUUCCUAGCUCUGAGAAGCAAACCUUGUUUCUUAGAAAACUGAGUUUGUGUUGCGUUGUGUUUGAUUUCUCGGACCCAAUGAAGCACUUGAAAGAGAAGGACAUCAAGCGGCGGACAUUACUUGAGCUUGUCGAUUAUGUCAGUUCCGCUAAUGGAAAAUUUGCUGAAACCGUCAUGCAAGAAGCUGUAAAGAUGGUGUCUGUCAACUUGUUUCGGCCCCUUACUCCACAGCCUCGUGAAAGCAAGGUGCCAGAAGCUUUUGAUUUGGAAGAGGAAGAGCCAUUGGUAGACCCUGCAUGGCCUCACUUGCAAAUUGUAUACGAAUUCCUUCUUAGAUUCGUGGCAUCUCCUGAGACUGAUGCGAAGUUGGCCAAGAGAUACAUUGACCAUUCUUUCAUUCUUAAAUUACUGGAUCUGUUUGAUUCUGAAGAUCCAAGGGAGAGGGAAUAUCUAAAAACAAUUCUGCAUCGUAUCUAUGGCAAGUUUAUGGUACAUCGUCCAUUUAUCAGAAAAGCUAUUAACAACAUUUUCUUCCGUUUCAUUUUUGAGACGGAGAAGCAUAAUGGGAUAGCAGAGCUUUUGGAGGUUUUGGGAAGUAUAAUCAAUGGGUUUGCCCUGCCUCUCAAAGAAGAACACAAGUUGUUCCUUGUACGGGCGCUAAUACCCCUUCACAAACCAAAAUGCUUGCCGACGUAUCACCAGCAGUUAUCGUACUGCAUCACGCAGUUUUACGAGAAAGACUGCAAACUAGUUGACACUGUUAUAAGGGGAUUAUUGAAGUACUGGCCAAUUACUAAUAGUUCAAAGGAGGUCAUGUUCCUUAGUGAGCUGGAAGAAAUUUUGGAAGCUACUCAGCCAGCUGAAUUUCAGAGAUGUAUGGUACCGUUGUUCUGCAAAAUCGCACAAUGCUUGAGCAGUUCGCACUUUCAGGUCGCAGAGAGGGCUUUGUUCCUGUGGAAUAAUGAUCACAUUGAGAACUUAAUUAGACAAAACCGCAGAGUUAUACUGCCCAUUAUUUUCCCUGCCUUGGAGCAAAAUGGGCAUAACCAUUGGAAUCAGGUUGUCCAGAGCUUGACACUUAAUGUUAGCAAGAUCUUUUCCGAUACUGAUCCCGUGCUAUCUGAAGAAUGCUUGAACAAGUUUCUAGAAGAUAAAGAAAAGCUGGAAGAGACCAAAAUGAAACAUGAAGCCACCUGGAAGCGCAUAGAAGAGAUUGCUGUAUCAAAAGUCAGUAAUGGUGAACCAGUUCUUGUUCCAAAACACUAUGAAUCCACCAUUGCAGAUUGACCUGACCCUAGUCAAGAGUUGAUAUCUUUUAUUGUUGCUUCCGUUCCCACAAGUUGGUUCAAAUGCUUAGAGAAGUUGAAUACUCGAUGCCAAACCAUCGUUUUGUACCAAAGAUCUCAAGUUGGCCCGGCUGGUUCCCAACGGUCUGGCAUCAAAGUCCGACAUUUGUGGUUACUCAUACAAAGCAAAUGCUAGAAGUUAGUAUCUGUUCUCUAUACUUUUUAGCUCUUGUUAGAGUUUGAUGUUUCGGAUAAUAAUACGAACCAAUCUACAAUCGCAGGUAAUUUAUGUUUUUAAUGUUGGUUUUAAUUGUUCCUUGGCAUUUAUUACAUGUAUGUAUAAUCUAUAAGCUUGUCUUUGUUUACAAAUGAAAACUUUUCUUGGUGUCUUUGUUAAUACA
This is a messenger RNA of Hibiscus syriacus, 2305 nucleotides long. Its product is annotated as serine/threonine protein phosphatase 2A 57 kDa regulatory subunit B' theta isoform-like. Gene Ontology annotation, biological process: signal transduction. The transcript has 4 exons. Lineage: Eukaryota; Viridiplantae; Streptophyta; Magnoliopsida; Malvales; Malvaceae. Gene Ontology annotation, cellular component: protein phosphatase type 2A complex. The record is from RefSeq and is a predicted model, not a curated record. Gene Ontology annotation, molecular function: protein phosphatase regulator activity. The coding region runs from base 331 to 1905 and encodes 524 amino acids.